AUGUUUCCUUUGAGCUCGCAGAAGAAAUUCUGGACUUUUUCAACUGAACAACAACUUAAUGAAUUACGUUUGCAACAAAAUGUUAAUUACAUUAAGGCACAUGGCGUGGAGAUGGAUCGGGAACAACGUGACUCCCACUUCCUCUCGCCAAGUGAAGAACGUAUUCUACUAAAGCAAUAUGAGCUCUAUUUAAAUGACUUUUGUCGCCGGUUCGAGCCACCUAUGCCCAAAUGUGUUGUUGGCACUGCAUUUCAUUAUUUCAAACGUUUCUAUCUGAACAACACACCAAUGGAUUAUCAUCCAAAGGAGAUACUCGCCACGUGUGUUUAUUUGGCUUGUAAGGUCGAGGAAUUCAAUGUAUCAAUUGGCCAGUUCGUGGGCAAUAUAAAAGGUGAUCGCAAUAAAGCAAUGGAUAUUAUACUCUCAAAUGAGUUGUUAAUGAUGCAACAACUUAAUUACUAUCUAACAGUACACAAUCCAUAUAGGCCAGUUGAAGGUUUCCUCAUAGACAUUAAGACUCGAAGCAAUAUGCCAAAUCCCGAACGCUUGAGACCACAUAUAGAUGAAUUUAUAGAAAAAACAUUCUUUACCGAUGCCUGCCUGCUAUACGCGCCAUCUCAGAUUGCUUUGGCAGCUGUGCUGCAUGCCGCUAGUAAAGAGCAGGAAAAUUUGGAUAGCUAUGUAACAGAGAAUUUAUUUGUAGCGGCGCGGGAUAAAUUGCCAGUUCUGAUUGAAGCUGUGCGCAAAAUACGUUUUAUGGUAAAGACUUACGAGCUGCCGGCGAAGGACAAAGUAAAAAUUAUCGAAAAGAAAUUGGAAAAAUGUCGGAAUCAGGACAAUAAUCCCGACAGUCAAAUGUAAGUAUGUAGCAAUAAUUUGCCUGAAAGUAAACAGAUGGAAAAUGUUGGUUGCAAUAGCUUAAAUGCUUGUAAGAUUAUUGGUGCUUUUCACAAGUAUUAUUUCUUUUAUGUGAGUUGAAAUUUAACUUUCUUAAACCAAUGCUGGCGCGCUUGUUCCAUAAGUUGUGAUGUAGUUUUUUUUUUUAUUUUAGUAAACUUACUUUCAUUACUAUUUCUAAUUAAGCGAGUGAAAACGGGUCGGUUGUGUGUUGUUAUUAAAAA
Rhagoletis zephyria (snowberry fruit fly) is the source of this 1121-nucleotide messenger RNA. RefSeq names its product cyclin-H-like. The record is from RefSeq and is a predicted model, not a curated record. Gene Ontology annotation, biological process: DNA-templated transcription; regulation of transcription by RNA polymerase II. Gene Ontology annotation, molecular function: cyclin-dependent protein serine/threonine kinase regulator activity. Gene Ontology annotation, cellular component: transcription factor TFIIK complex. NCBI's taxonomy places the organism in Eukaryota, Metazoa, Arthropoda, Insecta, Diptera, Tephritidae.